Molecule: messenger RNA, 525 nt
Organism: Ostertagia ostertagi
Lineage: Eukaryota; Metazoa; Nematoda; Chromadorea; Rhabditida; Trichostrongylidae
Source: the annotation of a GenBank genome assembly
AUGGCAACGGUGGAAGUGAAGCCACUAUCGGGCGAAACGACAAAAGAAGUGAUCGUUGACGUGAAAUCUGUCAUUCUUAGCGAAAUGUCAAAGGAAAUCGAAAACCAUGCCAAAUCCGUCGAUGGUGAUGAAAAAGAGGCCGAGUUGGGAAUGGGGCAAUAUCCGUGCACAGCCGAUGACCAUUUUGAGAUUCGUUUGAUUGAUGCCGUCGAGAAGAACCCCUGUAUAUUCAACAGGUGCCAUCCACUUCAUAAAAUGUCCGACUACAAAAGUCAUGUGUGGAACCAAGUGGCGCAGCAGUUGUCCUUUUCAGGCCCUGGAGUGGAGCUGGAGCGCAAAUGGCGUCAUAUGCGGGAUCGUUAUGUACGCCUUCGAAAGAUCGACAAGACCAGCGCUCCGCUCAAAAAAGGCGAUAAAUGGUACUACUAUUACAAGAAAAUGUCAUUUUUGGACCCCUACAUAGAGCAUCGGAACAGACGAAAGCGAGGCGAUCUUAUGACGAGUCUUAUGAAACUUGGAGGCAAC